UGCUGUGUUUCGGUGUGAAACGUGACUCAUCUCAGGGUUUUCCUGCCUCUUUUUUUUUUUUUUUUUUUUUUGCGUUGUAACAUCCGGGGGCAGGUCCACAGAGUGGAGUGGGAGUGUCUGCGCUCUGCUUUCCUUCCCAGCAGGAGAAAGAAAAAAAACAAAAAACGCUGGAGCAGAAAGACUUUGGCACAGCGCUCACUGCUGCAGAGGAGAGCUCGGCUUCAACACACCGAGGAUUAUGUCAGCUUCCCGUCGCACCGAGGGACGCUUCAACCAGCUGAUGAACAUCCCCUGCCUCUGCUUCAGCUCAGCGGACUCUCAUCGCCCUGUUUACCACAUGCUUUGCUGAAAUACCUCCACUACAGGCUGCAGCUUCAACUCCAUCCCCAUCCUCCCCCCCACACCUCACUCUCCUCCUCCAGCUCGCUAUCGUCCCGAAGCCAGGAUGGACAAGACGCUCUGCAGUCCCGGGACCAACAGAACCAACUCCUCCUCGUCGUCGUCGUCGUCGCCCAGGAAGCCCGCGAGUCGGAGCGGCUCGUACAGCCCCGGCUCCGGCUCGCUGGGAGGCUCAGCUGGAGCAGGAGGCGGCCGGGGGACGGCGCAGGGCAGCGGCGUCAGCGAGCACCACCACCACCACCACCAGCAGCAGCAGCUGCAUGCGCGCAGGAGGCAGCUGGAAGGAGUGCUGAGCAAGUACACCAACCUGAUCCAAGGCUGGCAGAACAGGUACUUUGUGUUGGAUCCGGAUAUCGGCCAGCUGCAGUACUUCAUCAACGAGCAGGGGAGAACCCAAAAGCCCCGAGGGUCGCUACCCCUCAUCGGCGCCUCGGUGACCACGAGUGACGAGGCUCCGUACAUGUUCGUCGUGCACUCCGUCAACGGGGAGCUUUACAAACUUAAAGCGUCUGACGCUAAGGAGCAGCAGUUCUGGAUCAAUCAGCUCCAAGCUUGUGCCAGACGCCACUCUGACAGCAGUGCCAAGGUCAGGAAGCUGAAGAGCUCAGAUGAACACCUGAGUGUUGACCGAGCAGGAGGAGGACAAGAUGUCCUGGGACCCUCUUCAUCUGGUCGGACACGUAGCUUCUCCCUCCUCCCCCACCUAACUCCAUCUUCAUCCCCAAGUUCCCAGAGGCACCAGGGCCACUCGGCCUCACCCAGCAACAUCGUCAGCAUCACCCACCACAAGUCUCCAGCUGCAGCUCGACGGGCUAAGAGUCAGUAUCCAGGACAGCUGCUGGAGGUCAAGGAGGUGAUGUCCCAAGCAGAGGGCCAACAGAAGAACCUGGUCCACUCCAUUGACGCUCUACCCACCAAAGGCCCCCUCUCUUGUCUGGACCAGGACCUGCUGCUGCUCAAGGCGACGUCGGCCGCCACGCUCAGCUGCCUGGGCGAGUGCCUGAACAUCCUCCAGCAGACUCAGAGCCACAGCAGCCAAGCACCUCCUCAGUCCCACGCCUCCCAGCGUAGCCGUGGAACCCCCUCUGAUGGUGUUCCUGUGUGGACUGUACCAAAGUCGCCCUCAGGCGACACGCUGAGGAACGGAGGUCUGACUCCUUC
Fundulus heteroclitus (mummichog) is the source of this 1560-nucleotide messenger RNA. RefSeq names its product oxysterol-binding protein-related protein 10-like. The record is from RefSeq and is a predicted model, not a curated record. Lineage: Eukaryota; Metazoa; Chordata; Actinopteri; Cyprinodontiformes; Fundulidae. Gene Ontology annotation, cellular component: membrane; intracellular membrane-bounded organelle; cytosol. Gene Ontology annotation, molecular function: cholesterol binding.